AUCACACUCAGGUAGAUCAAGACAUGGGUAUUGGCAGGUUCUCUAGGAAGAAAAAAUAGACCAAGCAGCAUCAGAAUUCUCAUUUUAUUUCAAAAGAGGACGAAAGUGGAAGAGCGGCCACUUUUGUUUUCAGUAACCAUGUCAUCAGAGAUUUAUAGAGAUACAACUAAAUAUUCACCCCUACAUAAGGCCUUGGUGAAGGGUGACUUGGAAAGUGUGAAAGCUUUUCUGGAGAGAGAUCCAAAUGCAAUAUCAGUUCCGAUUUCGACGAUAGGGGAAAGAGCUAUCCAUAUUGCUGUUGCGGAGGAGCACGUGCAGUUGGUGGAGGAACUCGUGACGAUGAUUAACCCUGUAUUUCUCGAAUUUACACAAGAUGAUGGUGACACAGCACUUCAUAUUGCUGCUAGAGGUGCAAACACAACAAUAGCGAAAUCAUUGGUGGAAAGCAAUGGCGAAUUGGUAAAAAUCACAGAUCAAAAUGGACAUGUCCCAGUCACCCUGGCUGCAAUUUUUGGUAACACAGAGAUGUUUAAUUACCUACAUUCAGUGACUUCACAACAGGAUAUAAUCCCUAGAAUUGUUAAUAUCCACCGGCCGUACUUUGAUUACCUUAAUUACAGGGUAUAUGCUAUGUUCAUUGAUUCCAUUAAGGGUGAGAACUAUGGUUUUGCUCUGAACAUGCUGGAAGUCAAUCCGGAAUUGGCGUCUGGUGGGCUUGGCAGGGGUAUAAUGGCCUUAUAUACUGUGGCAGAGAUGCCCUUUGCUUUCUCAAGCAGAAAUCGACUUGGAAAACUUAAAAGAUGGAUGUACAACUGUAAAUGUCUUUAUUUUACCAUCUCACUCUCCCUAUGAAUAUUUGAUUUGCCUCUUAUAUCUGUGUACAUCUUUUAAAUCCUUCAACACCAUACAACUUCUAUUGUUCCUUAAGUACUAUGUGUAGCUCUAAUAGCAUCAUUAAGUGCCGUUGUUACUUUAGAUAUUCUGGAUUACUGUAAAUCAGAUAGAAC
This is a messenger RNA of Cornus florida, 1007 nucleotides long. RefSeq lists its product as uncharacterized. Gene Ontology annotation, molecular function: protein binding. NCBI's taxonomy places the organism in Eukaryota, Viridiplantae, Streptophyta, Magnoliopsida, Cornales, Cornaceae. The transcript is spliced from 4 exons. The coding region runs from base 139 to 852 and encodes 237 amino acids. The record is from RefSeq and is a predicted model, not a curated record.